Suillus plorans is the source of this 1151-nucleotide messenger RNA. RefSeq lists its product as uncharacterized. NCBI's taxonomy places the organism in Eukaryota, Fungi, Basidiomycota, Agaricomycetes, Boletales, Suillaceae. Gene Ontology annotation, molecular function: aminoacyl-tRNA deacylase activity. The transcript is spliced from 3 exons. The record is from RefSeq and is a predicted model, not a curated record. The coding region runs from base 1 to 978 and encodes 325 amino acids.
AUGGCAACUGCGCUCAACCAUGCCCCCACACCAACCCUGAUGGUGGCUGCACUCAACCAUACCCCUACACCAACCCACAACAUCCUGAUGGUGGCUACACUCAAUCAUGCCCCCACACCAACCUAUAACAUCCUGAUGGCAGCUGCACUCAACCACACCCCCAUGCCAAUCUACAACAUCCCUGUCAUUGUCAUUGCCUGUGAAGAGACCGAGACAAGCUCAUUAGCACUCGGCAAGAAGCUUAACCUGAAGGAGCUGAGGUUGGCAUCAGAGGAUUUGCUUGCUGAUUUCUUCAUGCUCAAUAAGAACUCUAUGUCGCUGCUUUCAUUGACCAGUGAGACAUUCCCAAAAGUUGUCACUAUGGUUGAUGCAUUGAUCACAUCCUCCUCUUCCAUAUUUGCCUUACACUGGAUGGGCGCCCAUCACACAGCACAUCCUCCCCCCAACCACAGCCCCAUCUGCCAUCACACAGCACAUCCUCUGCUCAGCCACAGCCCCACUACAUUCUCCCCCCAGCCCCAACCCUCUAAUGGCUCUUCUAACAAUGAUCCUCCUAUUGAUCCGUGUCUUCUGCAAGCUCCUCCCUCCUUUCCCAGUCUACUGAGUCUUGCUCAAUGCUUCGGAAUCCCCCCUCCCUCACUGUCACGCAUUCAGCAAAAUUGCCGACAAACCAUUUCACAUAUGUGCACGUCUGUAGAUUUCUGUUUCAUUGCAUCUCAUCUGGAGGAGUGUAGCAUCGAGGAAAUGAGAACUGAAAUGCAGUCUCGUGCACCUGCACUAUGGGAUUUGCUUGGGCUUUUGCUAGGGGCUGAUAGUUCAUCUUCAUUCGAAGACGUGAAAGAUGCUGAUGGAGAUAUUAUGAUGGGCAGCUUGCAACGGACUAGCUCUGAGGUAUAUGAUGAAGAGGAUGACUAUUGGGGUGAUGUAGACGACUUAGAUCUUGAUGCACAUACUACGACGAAACAAACUAUGCGGUGAUCUGCAGUCAUCAUGAUAGUAAGCAUAGUGCACACCCCACAUCAGCAAACUAGUGGGCUGUGUUACAAGUCACACCACAUGUCACAUCAGGUGAUAUUAUUCGCACAUUAUAAUUUGCAUUUUGUAGGAAUUGAACCCAAGACCUUAGCAAUUAGAAGUGUAUCAUAAUAACC